CACGGUUCUCAUGAUGUGUUUAAGUGCAGUCCGCUGCUUUGAGCGCUUCAUCAGUCUCAAACUCUCGAGUCUUUGACGAUACAAACUCACAACAGCGGGACAAAAUGGCAGAAGAAGCUCCAGCACCAGCCGCCGCCGCGCCCAAAGCAGCCAAGAAGAAGGUUUCCAAGCCCAAGAAAGUCGGUCCCAGCGUCUCUGACCUCAUCGUGAAAACUGUGGCCGCAUCCAAGGAGCGGAGCGGUGUGUCUGCUGCCGCCGUCAAGAAGGCUCUGACCGCCGGAGGAUACGAUGUGGACAAGAACAAGGCUCGCGUCAAGACCGCCAUCAAGAGCCUGGUGGCCAAAGGGACUCUGGUCCAGAUCAAGGGGAUCGGGGCCUCUGGCUCCUUCAAGAUGAGCAAGACGACCGCCGACAAACCGGCAAAGAAAGCCGCUCCUAAAGCCAAGAAGCCCGCAGCGAAGAAACCCGUAGCGGCCAAAAAGCCCAAAGCAGCAGCAGUGAAGAAAGUUGUAGCCGCUAAGAAGUCACCGAAGAAGGCCACGAAACCCGCAGCGGCCAAGAAGGUGGCCAAGAGCCCCAAGAAGGUGGCCAAGAGCCCCAAGAAGGUGGCAAAGACCCUCAAGAAGGUGGCCAAGAGCCCCAAGAAGGUGGUGAAAAAGGCCCCUGCAGCCAAGAAAGCCCCUGUGAAGAAGGCUGCAAAGCCCAAGGCCAAGAAAACAGCACCCAAGAAGAAGUGAGCUGAGAUCAGUCUGAAGAACCAACACCUCUAAAAAAAGGCUCUUUUAAGAGCCACACAUUUCAUCCUUAAAGAGUUUUUCCUUUUUAUUUCUAUUUUUUCAAAACGAUUGAGUAAGUAAUAAGUUGAGUGAUGCAGCCUUUAAUUUUAUGGGAGAAUUAACUGCUUCCCGACAGAUUUACUGCAUGAACACUAAUGUGGUCAAAUAUUUUUUGAUUUACUGUAAUUUAUUGAAUUCUAAAAUUGCAAGUUAAUGUUAAUCGCAGGUGCUGGGAAAUGAAGAGAAAAACGUAACCUCGUUACAUCCAUAAUUUUGAUUAUGAGCCAGCAUGAUCAUGAUCACCCGCAAACACAAGAAUCAAAAUAUUGCUCAGUCAAUUGUUAGGCCUACCCGUCACCAGUACUAAAAUAUUUUAAUUCAACAAAACAUGAAUAAUGCUCCACAUUCUAAAUUGAGAAAUGAUCAAUUCACGUAAUUACUGUUCCAUUUUUAUAAAUGUUAGAAACCCAUAAAAAAUGGAC
Messenger RNA from Pungitius pungitius (ninespine stickleback), 1258 nucleotides. RefSeq names its product histone H1-like. The record is from RefSeq and is a predicted model, not a curated record. Gene Ontology annotation, biological process: negative regulation of DNA recombination; chromosome condensation; nucleosome assembly. Gene Ontology annotation, molecular function: structural constituent of chromatin; double-stranded DNA binding; nucleosomal DNA binding. Gene Ontology annotation, cellular component: nucleosome; nucleus. The transcript has a single exon. The coding region runs from base 105 to 737 and encodes 210 amino acids. Lineage: Eukaryota; Metazoa; Chordata; Actinopteri; Perciformes; Gasterosteidae.